Lytechinus variegatus (green sea urchin) is the source of this 4051-nucleotide messenger RNA. Its product is annotated as zinc metalloproteinase nas-39-like. The coding region runs from base 769 to 2964 and encodes 731 amino acids. The record is from RefSeq and is a predicted model, not a curated record. Gene Ontology annotation, molecular function: serine-type endopeptidase activity. The transcript is spliced from 11 exons. Lineage: Eukaryota; Metazoa; Echinodermata; Echinoidea; Temnopleuroida; Toxopneustidae.
UCCCGUCACCACAAAUAUUGCAAUAGUACGAUUGAGUUCUGCCAUCUGGUAUGGGAACCAGUCAUUAUUUAUUGAAACAUAUUUAUGUAUAUUUAUCCACACUUUGCUAAUUGAGAUAUUUCGGCACGUUAACAAGCUUCUCGGAUUAAUUUGCUGAUUUCCUUGCAUCUUUCCAAUUGGAAACCGUUAUCGUAAAGCAAGAAAGAGGGAGCAAAGUUUGUUGUCUUUCUGGCGAGUCCGCCAAAAGCCGAGAAAAUUCUUGUCACCCAUGCCAGAUACCACUUCGGUCCGAGUCUCUCUCGCGGCUGUUUCUAGGUAGCAAGAUUCUCUGCAUUUGAGCACAUUCACCGGUGAUUGACGUUUGACGUUGGAGGGUAGAACAAAAGGUUGUGACAUAAGAACGACUGGUACGGGCGGACAGAGUGUCGAGUAGGGGAAAACAAAGCACUCUGCUAACAUCAAUGAAUGGUUAGCAAGACUUUCAACACUGCCUCGACGUCAAGGGCGUCACACCGAAGAGGAAGGGUCUACAUCUUGUGUCCAUGAACUUUGGGGUUAUUGAUCUGUUACGUAAAAGUGGAGGAAAAAACUCUUGAUGGUAACGAAGAGAUCGUUUCCAUCACUGUGACACGAGAAGGCACCAUCUAACAAUAUACAACGAGAAGGACAAUAGAAAAAAAGUAUCAUCGAGGCGACGUAUUAAAUAUAUUUCCCCCUUCUGACUGUUGGUUGGAAGGCUGCUUGUUGCGCCAUCACUUACCAUCCACCAUGCUGGGCACUCAGUUGAUGGCCGCUGUUAAAUUAUUCUUUGUAGUUUGUUUAUUCCACGCGGCCUGGGCCCGACCACAUGCAGACGAUGAAGAAGGAUUAGAGGAACGUGAUGGAGAGAGAUAUAAGAGGAAUACAGACGUCAGCUAUGGCUGGAAACACACCUCAUUUUUAAUAGAUUCUUUAAGGCAGCGCCUAAGAAACAACGAUUUAAAUUUCUGCAUGAAUGACCCCUUCAAAGGAGUUGGAUGUCCUGAAGAAUCAAAUUGUGUUGACUGGCAUGAAAUAUGUGAUGGUCAUCAGUCUUGUGGGCUGGAGGUUCGAGAGGCUUGUAUAAACAGUACAAUUGACUCCUAUGGAAGGACAGAUGACCGCUUUUGUGUUGGUGACGAAGAUGAAAAAUGGUGUGCUUAUAAGCAAUUGGCGCCUAAACGUUGCGGGGAGGAUUUUGUUUUCGAUUUAAGUAAGAAACGCCGACAAUACCGAAUCCGUCACCCGGGUUUUCCUAGCCAGUACCUGAAUGAUCGAUUUUGCUUUUGGACAAUCAGUACUGUCCCGGGGCAUUUCCUCUAUGUCGAGUUUAAGAAAUUCAAUACGGAAGAGAACUUCGACUACGUGUCUGUUGGACAGGGGCUUCGCCGAGAUGAUAAAGCCAGCACACUCAUCUACAAAUUCAACGGCAAACAUCAGUCGUUUAUGUUCCAGACCAAUCGCAACAUGCCUAACCCCCAUCAGGUAUGGGUCACCUUCAAGUCUGAUGAUUGGGAUACGAGUGACGGUUUCAUCAUCGAAGUCAGUGACAGCUCGAGGAGGAUAACCCAUGUUCCUCAAUCAAGCAUUAUGAUGGGAUCAAACCCGUUCCGUACGAGACCAUACAAUUCAACCAAUCGACUAGUCAUUCCAACUGACGGCAAAAUUCUCAUAAAGUCGCCCAACUAUCCCGCAUUCUACGACCACCACAACAUCACUAAUUGGAUUGUGUCAGCAAGAAGGGGACGUCGCAUAGAAGCAACGUUUGUCGAAUUGAAUACGGAGCAAGAUGGAGACUUCAUAAGCCUAGGAAACGGUCCCUUAGUGCGCAGAUACCCGAUAUUCUACCGAAAAAGCGGUCGGAUAACCGACCCCCGUGAAAUGCGCUUUGUUUCAACGGCGUCCGAUAUGUGGAUGACGCUCGAAACAAACUUGGCCAUUGCUGGUUCUGGUUUCCGUGUCUACUUUAGGGAGAUACCCAUUACUGAUUGUGGGGGAACGCUCUUAGUGCCGGAUAACGGGUCGAUCUCGGUGGCAAGCGAUAACUAUCCGGACCGUUCCUAUGGUGGUAACCUCGACUGCACGUGGUCGAUCAAGAACGAGGAAGGUCGCCGAAUGUGGAUCAGUUUCCAUGAAUUCUCAACAGAGUGGCGCAAGGAUUUCCUCAGCCUUGGCAACGGAGCACCAGAGGAUCGCAACCGCACCUCCGCAAUUAUUACCAUGCACAGCGGAAGGCACAUGCCAGAUCCCUACGAAUUCACAAGUUCGGGAGAUGAGGUUAUUAUCGCUCUCGUUGAGAUCUGGAUGACUUUCACGACUACUCGUUACGGCAGUGAUCGUGGAUUCGUAGUUGAUAUCUUUGACGAGAAGCUGCACCCACCACCAGUGACAACCGCUCCGCCAACUACCCAGCCACCGCCAACUGAGGCACCUCAAGAACCAUCUGAUGAAGAUCAAGAAGUUCGACCCACCAGGCGUCCAAAUCGUCGUCCUAAACCACGUCCUUCGCCCGUGGUCCUGCCAGGUUUCGAACCCGCACCAACCAACGAUUAUAUACCAUGGACCUGGCCACGAACAACGACCACCAGACGGCCAACGACUACACGACGAACGACCCGGCGUACGACAACAAAAAGACCAACGACUACUCGGCGGACAACGACCACCAGACGCCCGACGACGACAACGCGUCGACCUACAACACGCCGUACAACUACGACUACACGUCGUCCAACGACCACACGACGAACGACCACAACCCGGCGAACCACCACUACCAAACGCCCAACCACCACUACCACUACCAGGGCACCAACAACCAGGAAGACAACAACCACCACUAGCAGACCAGUCGUCAUCAACCCUUGGGAGAUUCCAAGCGACUCUUCAUCUUCUUCCUCAAUCUCUUUCUUUUCCAGCUUCGACUCUACUGGCAGCCAGUUUUAGUAAGUGGCUCCUGGUUUGAGUUUGUCUUGACUUGUUUCACUGUGCCUCUACAUGUUUAUUUACAAUGCCUCAUAACUGAUCAACAAUCGCACCAAACAUUUGGGAUAAUUGUAAUCCAAUAAAGAUAUGACGAAAAGUAAUGGAACGAUUCUGCUAUUAUACUUGUAUUUUACACUAAAUCUAUUGUGGUAUAUUGAUUCACAGGUUUAAUAAUAGUACCGGUUUGCGACAUUUCAGGUUCUACUUACGCUUGUUGCAAGUAGCGGAACUGUUGAUAGAUUAGUCAUUUCUAUGUCGGGCAAAUUCUCUAUGUUUUUUCUAUGUAAAUAGUGUUUUAUGCGUCACAACUCUUUGUGUUUUAGAUUAGCAUUUGGUAAGCGCCAUUGCGUUCACUCGCUACGUAACCUUUUUUUCACGUUAUUUUCAAUAGACUGAUAGAAAUCUUCAUCUUCAUUUGGUCAUUAAAUUUUCUUUUAUUUCAUGCAAACAGAAUACGUUCAAAAUUAACAUGAGAUCUAUAUGUGUACGUUGUUAAUUAAUAGAUGUAUCAUAUAUAUUACAUAGGUAAAGUUUCCUAGUUUAAUUAAGCUUGUACACCAUGCGAUUUUAAAAUGACAUUAGAAAUAAUCUCAUCCAAGAUUUGCACACUGAGUUUAUCCUAUUGUAAGAGUACUUGUCCUAAAUGAUUGCCGUUUUUCAUACAUCGGAUAAACCUUCGACAUGUACUCUCAGUUGGGCUUCUGUUAGAUUAAUUCUACUCGCUAUUACAACAUGUACAAAAUCAAGAAAAAAAAUGUUUGAUGACUUUCAAAUAAAACAUUAAUGACAAAGGAUAUAGCUCACAUGUGUCUGACAAAACAAGAUAAAUGAUGGAUAGAUACACUCCGAAGGCCGAGCAGUCACACGAGAAGGGUACAUUCUCCAGAUUUUUCUGAUGCAUAUUUUAUAUUUCCUCUUAGAUUGUAUUGUACAGAAGUCAUCUUCAAGUAGGCAUUCGUAGGUUAUGAUUAUAUUCAUGAAAAGUAUUACCAAAUAGAUUCAUGUGUUCACGUUUUGGUGAAUAAAGUCACUCGAUAAAUAAAACUAA